Larimichthys crocea (large yellow croaker) is the source of this 3854-nucleotide messenger RNA. RefSeq names its product solute carrier family 12 member 8 (gene slc12a8). Gene Ontology annotation, biological process: chloride ion homeostasis; chloride transmembrane transport; potassium ion import across plasma membrane. Gene Ontology annotation, molecular function: potassium:chloride symporter activity. The transcript has 15 exons. NCBI's taxonomy places the organism in Eukaryota, Metazoa, Chordata, Actinopteri, Sciaenidae. Gene Ontology annotation, cellular component: membrane. The record is from RefSeq and is a predicted model, not a curated record. The coding region runs from base 246 to 2552 and encodes 768 amino acids.
CAGCUUUAAUCAUUAGUCAGCCUUGCCUGCUGCAGGUCUUGCCAAAACCAACACAAGAUCACUGUGCAAAGCAGCAACACGCCCUGGAAGCGGGAGGAGCUGCAGGGUUCCUGUGCACACUGUGGAGGCAUCACUGGAACUCAAGACACAAUGGAAAAAUGAACCAUUUUGUCAUUUUGAUAGCUGGUUGUUGCUCUUUUCCUCGGCAUGGACUGAUAUUGGACUAUUGGAGUUUACCUUCAUGAAUGCAGACAACGUUGUGCCACUAUAUAAAUAUAAAAAAAAAGGCUGCAAUGGAAAGCCUGCCAAUAGGUUGGACUGUGCACACCUGUGACCAGGAGGGAGAUGGAGCAGAGCUGUUGAAAGAGCAAGUCCCUGACACCAAUGCCAACACACAUGUUUAUGACCUGUUUCAUGAAGAUGCACAGCAGGGUUUCCAGCAGUCCAGCCAGCCAUGGUGGAGGAUCAAACUGUUUGUGUGGGAGCCGGUGCUCUUCGGUACCUGGGAUGGAGUUUUCACCACCUGCAUGAUCAACAUCUUCGGCGUGGUGCUAUUCCUACGUACCGGAUACUUGGUGGGGAACACAGGUGUGCUGCUCGGGAUGCUCCUGGUCUCAUUGGUUGUGCUGGUUGCUUUAGUGACGGUGAUGUCAGGGAUCGGAGUGUGUGAACACUGUGGUAUUGGGAGUGGAGGAAUCUACUCCAUGAUCUCUACCGUUCUGGGUGGCAGACUAGGGGGCACUGUGGGCCUUCUUUAUGUGUUUGGGCAGUGCGUAGCUGGAGCCAUGUACAUCACAGGUUUCUCUGAGUCAGUGGCGGAGGUGCUGGGUUUACAGAGCCAGUGGGCGGUACGCGGCAUGUCGGUGUUGGUCCUGCUGGCACUGCUUGGAAUCAAUCUAGCCGGUGUCAAGUGGAUUGUCCGACUCCAGCUGCUGCUUCUGGCUGUGCUGGCUGUCUCCACGCUGGACUUUGUCAUUGGCACCUUCACACACCUUGACCCAGAGCAUGGCUUCAUUGGUUAUUCACCUGGCCUGCUCAGCAGUAACACAAUGCCAGAUUACACCCCAGGAGAAACCUUCUUCACAGUCUUUGGGGUCUUCUUCCCUGCUGCUACAGGGGUUAUGGCAGGCUUCAACAUGAGCUCAGACCUUCAGCGGCCUGAAAACAACAUCCCUGUGGGAACGCUGGCAGCUGUCUUCACCUCGUGGUUCCUGUAUCUGGUCUUUGUCUUCCUCCUGGGGGCCAUCUGCACCAGAGAAGCUCUGCGUUAUGACUUCUUGAUAGCAGAAAAGGUCUCCUUGGUGGGUUUCCUCUUUCUGCUGGGCCUCUACAUCUCCUCCCUGGCUUCCUGCAUGGGCGGCCUGUAUGGAGCACCCAGGAUCCUCCAGUGCAUCGCCCAAGAGAGGGUCAUCCCUGCUCUGGCCUUUCUAGGAAGAGGGCAUGGCCCGAACAGGACUCCAGUGGCAGCUAUCUGUCUGACCAGCCUGCUGACCAUGGCCUUCAUUUUCAUAGGUCAGGUCAAUGUGCUGGCCCCCAUCGUCAGCAUCAACUUCAUGCUCACCUACAGCUUCGUUGACUACUCCUACUUCAGUGUGGCGAUGACCUUUCAGCUGCAGACUAAAGACAAGAGGCACCCCCUCAUCCAGGCUAAAAGAAACCAGCGUAGGUCAACCAGGCAGAGCUCUAGGCCUCUAAUAGAGGCCACUUUUUCAAACUAUGGGAGCACAGGCGAGAAUUUACAGGGAAAAGGCACUCUGUUGGAGUUCACCAAGGACAUGGACCAGAUCUUUCCCCCAAUGUCAAAUGUUGAUGCUGGGGCAGAGAAGACCUCCUCCAUGCAAGAACUGAGCAGUAGAUGCAAGAGCAGAAAGGCUCAUGUUACCACCAAGCAGAAGCUGAUGGACAGCUAUGGCUUGGACCGAAACGGCAAUAAUUCCCCAGAAGAGAAAAGAGAGGAUAAAAGUUCAGCUCCACCACUUGAGGAAGCUGAGAGGCAACGUGAAGGCGAAGAGCCCAGGGCUGCAGAAGAAACACAAAACCAUUGGCAUUCAGAAAUACACCAUGCUGAGCAAGAUUCAUCAGCUGAGCCUCACAAUCACAGCACAGGUGCUGACAGUAAAACAGAGCCCCAGAGUUUGGAAAUCAAACCCAUGCAGCAUUCAUUAUAUGCAAAGUUCUGCAACCACUGGGUUGCUCUUAUUGGGGCACUGUGCUCCAUAUUGAUCAUGUUUAUCAUUCAGUGGAUUUAUGCCUUAGCAAACAUAGUCGUUGCCUUGCUGCUCUUCCUCUACAUCGGAAAAACAAGUCCUGGACUACCUAUAGGUAUUGCAGCUCGAUUCAGCUUCUUCAAAUGGCUUAAAUCGACAUUGAGUAGCAUUUGCAGGAGAAAAGGAUCUCCUCGGGAUGAGAUCGUAAUCACACCCUCUCUGCCCGGUGUCGGGCUGGAAACCAAGCAGCUGACAAAGGAAAACGCUGACUUUGCCUCUCGUCACCGCCAUCAUCAGUCCUCAUUUAUCAGCACCAACAAGAUGGUGCAACCACAACUCCACUGACUGACUUCCCGGCCUGUUACAUGUCAUAGCUGUCAUCUUGAAACCACAUUUUCUGCCUCAACUGCACACCUGACCACAUUCUGCACACAUAUUGUAUUUAACAGAGACAUUCAGUGGCAUUCAUUCAGAUUCAGGGAAUCUGAGCUUCUUCCAAAGUUGCACAAAGCGUGAGGUGUUUGUGGACCGGAGGUAACUGAAUUUUGACUUUGAUAGAAGUAACAUACAGUGCUUUAUGGUUUUGAUUGAAGUAUUACAAUCUUUGAAACUCUCUUUAAAGUUUUUCUUGUCUGAUUAUUGUACUGGUCACUUCCAAGAGGUCAUGUGGCUUAAAUGUUCUAUGUACAUGUGAAGGUUUAAUUAAAAUAUGUUAGUUCACUUCUGUCUUUAUGCAGUUCAUUGUUUAUUGAAAAAUAUUUUCCAAGCUGUUAAUAUACGUGAAUAGCUCUUGUUAUAAAAGAAGGAAUUAGAAGUCAUUUGGGAGACAGUUCUUGAUUUGUUUUAAAACACAUGCUGAAUAUCAUAUUGUGUAUCACACAAGGUCAUGUUUCCUGGGUGAACUGGGUGCAUCACAGGUUAGAGUCACUGUUGUAGCUGCUAAAGCGCAUCGCUGUGAAAACCACUUCCUCUCAGCAUUUUGUUGUUACAACUGCAACAUGCAUAUGAUCUGUAAAGAUACUGAUAACUGGUUUCAUCAUCAACUUCUUUCUAGAUGACUUGUCAGUACCAAGAAUUUGACUUAUUUCUGUUCACAACCAUCCUUGAUGUCAAGGAGACAAAUCUUAGUGUGAAUGAGGUGAAGGAUGGGACUGUGCACAGUGUGCACUUUAAUGUUUGAAUCUCAGUUCAAAGAUAAUGCUUGAAAUAUCAGUGGUGUCAAUAAAAAGCACUUUUGGGUCAGGGCUGAACAACAUGUACUUGUUGACACAAAUAUUUGUACCUGGAUGUUGCAAAAGUAGCAAUGACACUGUGUAGAAAUACUGUCACUAUGCAAAAUGACCCAUUCUAGGAUAAUGUAUAUUAUAUUAUUGGAUUAUAAUUAUUUAUUUAUUAAUGUGUGCAUCACUUUAAUGUUGAAGCGGGUAAAGACAGAGCUACUUUCAACUAGUUUGUUUAUUCACUGGGCAGCAUGUGAAUCAAUAAAGUUUUGUAUUAAACUAUAAUAUUAUAUCAUAUUUUAGUCGUUUAUUAUGUUUUGUUAUAAUCGGAAUUUGUAAAGUAGUAACUUAUAUUAUCAAAUAAAUGUAGUUCAGUAGAGGGUGCAGUAUUCAAGUGGUGUAAAUUCAGAGAUUCAGCCUAUUCAUG